Molecule: messenger RNA, 1200 nt
Organism: Loxodonta africana (African savanna elephant)
Lineage: Eukaryota; Metazoa; Chordata; Mammalia; Proboscidea; Elephantidae
Gene: NXT1
Product: nuclear transport factor 2 like export factor 1
Exons: 4
Coding region: 458-880 (140 amino acids)
Biological process (GO): poly(A)+ mRNA export from nucleus
Cellular component (GO): nuclear pore central transport channel
Source: RefSeq, a predicted model, not a curated record
GUGGGAAUCUGCACCGGGAGCCGCCGGGGGCGCCUCCGGCCGCCAGUCGCCGCCGCCGCCUAGGGCCCCGGCGAUCCAGCUGAGUGAGCCCCGCUGGAGGAAAAGAGGGCGGCUCUUCCCGCGCCCCCCACAGGUAGGUCGCCGACCCCAUCUGGUACAUUGGGGACCACGCGCGGACGCGGAGCGAUUCACGAGAGACAGGGAGAGGAACACGGGCAUUCCCGAGCCUUGCUUCACUGUCAAGGGAAACCCGCGGGUUUUGUCGCUAAAUCAGGAGGUAUCAGUGCAGGCCUGCGUUAGGUUUCUGCGUGUGCGGGAGGAAGAGCAUGCGUUCAGAGAGAAACUCUCGGGGCAGUCACACCUUUUCCAUGCUUUGAGGAGAAACUGGCCUUUCAAACUCCUGGCUCCUGAGGUGGAGGAAACAUCCUGGCAGAGGCCUCCUCCGGCAGAACCAGAAAUGUCAUUGGUGGAUUUCAAGACCUACGUGGAUCAGGCAUGCCGAGCCGCAGAGGAGUUUGUCAACAUCUACUACAGCACCAUGGACAAGCGCAGGCGUCUGUUGUCCCGGCUCUACAUGGGCACAGCCACCCUCGUGUGGAACGGAAACGCGGUUUCAGGACAAGAAUCCUUGAGUGAGUUUUUUGAAAUGCUGCCUUCCAGUGAGUUCCAGAUUAACGUGGUAGACUGCCAGCCCGUUCACGGUGAAGCCACCCCAAGCCAGACCACAGUCCUUGUUGUGAUCUGUGGGACAGUGAAGUUUGAGGGCAACAAACAGCGGGACUUCAACCAGAACUUCAUCCUGACAGCCCAGGCCUCCCCCAGCAACACGGUGUGGAAGAUAGCAAGUGACUGCUUCCGGUUCCAGGACUGGGCAAGCUAGUGGGGUGGGACAGCUUCCUUCCAGGUCCAGGACUGGGCAAGUUAGUGGGGUGGGACAGCCUCCUUGCUUCACGCUGCGCUGGGGGACGCAGGUCUUGAGACCUGGGGACACAUGUUCAUUCCUGUUGUUCCACAGACACUGCGGACCAGCGUGCCAAGGCCGGGACGCUUCCGCGUUUUCUCCAGGCCUAGAAGCCCCUUUUCUGAGUUUGUGAUAGUUGCCUUUUAAGAGUGUCAUACUUUUCUAUUUUUUUAUUUGUCCUAUAGAAACUCUGGUUCUGGAAAUCCUGAAAAAUAAAACAAGACAAGUGUCGCUUCUUA